UUAAAGAAGAAGUCAGAUUCUUGAAAGAAUUAGAGAUUAAACAAAAAUCCACUAUUGAACAAUUGCAAACACAACUUCAUAAACUUAGAAUUUUUAAAGAAGUUGUUGUUAACGAACUUCAGACCAUGAAAGGAGGCUUUAAUCUUCAAAAGGAUUUAGUCAUCUCACUCGAAAAAGAA
Messenger RNA from Scutellospora calospora, 179 nucleotides. The record is from the annotation of a GenBank genome assembly. NCBI's taxonomy places the organism in Eukaryota, Fungi, Glomeromycota, Glomeromycetes, Diversisporales, Gigasporaceae.